Messenger RNA from Daphnia pulicaria, 4731 nucleotides. RefSeq names its product flocculation protein FLO11-like. The coding region runs from base 226 to 4566 and encodes 1446 amino acids. The record is from RefSeq and is a predicted model, not a curated record. Gene Ontology annotation, molecular function: protein binding. Lineage: Eukaryota; Metazoa; Arthropoda; Branchiopoda; Diplostraca; Daphniidae. The transcript is spliced from 7 exons.
AACGCCUUAUUUUGGUGGGAAGGAAUGGUUUACUGCAGAAGAUUUUUUGGAAGUCGUGAAAAGUGGUGAAACGAGUACAUGGAAAAAACUUAUUCUUGUAUUAUACAUUUGUUUAUUUAUUCUUAUUAUUUCCAAGUGAAAAAGACCAUAAACGUGUAAUCGUAGUCUCUCCGAUAUUUGACUUAUAACCCGUUGGGCAUUCUCGAUGCUGAGCUUUGACAAGUUAUGUCAGGUUCCCGUGGUCGCAAAGUAACGUCCGGUAGGUCUGGAGAUCCCAGAUGGCCUAAUCAGCAGCCUUAUUACAAUCAAAAUGCUUCAAUACCAGAUUUAAGAAGUGGCUGGGAUAACUGGAAUAUCCCUCCACCAUCAUCUGGAUAUGGGUGGCAACCCAAUUCCAAUUUACAUCAGGUGUGGCCAUCACCUCAUUAUCGUGGUGGUGGUUACUAUACUGAAGAUCAUAUCCCAAGAAGUGGAGAUUUUGACCAGUUUCAACACAGAUUUCCUAAUUCAUUUACUCCACCUAGCCACUUUUCAGAACGCAGCCUUGCUCACUUAAAUCAGACACCACUAAAUGAAUUAUCUAGUAGUGGUCACAGUGGGUUCAGAGAUGGAUCAAGUACCCGUGAUCCUUCCUCCUCGAAACAGCCUAAUUCUGCAAAAGAUAAGCAAAAUCCUCAGAGUGUCAGAAGUAAAACAGCUGAUAAGACUUCUGCAGCUAGAAAUAGAGUGCCAAGCAAUCCAUCAAACAAUGAAAUCUCUAGUGCUGCUACAACUCAGGAUUCAGUUGGGGGAGUUGAGAAGCCAAAUGUACCUGUGAAAUCUACUAGCUUCAUGCCUCCUAAUAAUGAUUUAAUGAAUAAAGUAAAAGCUUCACUGAAGUCGAUUAACGCAACGAAAGACCAGGCUCCCGUGAGAAGUACCUCUUCUCCAGCUGAACCCCCUGUACCAUCGUCGCCCCAAAGAGUGCGCGAAUCUCGUGUACCAACUACGGAACCUUCUCCCAGUGCUCGACACCCGAUUAGAGUCGCUGCAGGAUCUCAUCGACGUACUUCUCAGUCAAGUUCGACUUCAAACUCUGGAGCAAACGGCGAAACACAAAACAAUCCCCUUGAAGGUCUUGGCUUCAUUCAGAAUUCAAGUAAUAGCGAAAAUUUGGAUUCAGUUAGUCAGGCAAAUAGAAUUCGAAAUAGUUCUGGUGGAUCCUCGACACAUGAGAGUGAACCGUUGACGACCAUCCCCAAGGAACGGUUGAACAAGUACAUCCGAUCGAUGGAUAAUCAGCAGCGCAGACAGCUAGUGGAACAACCUCGAUCAAUUAUUUCUCAAUACAUGCUUAACCAUCUAGUACAAGAAAAUCAGACGGCCAAAGCUCGUCAGUUAUCAUCUCUUCGCUUUCGAGUCAGUUCGAACGAGCUCGAAUCGAGAACUGAAAAUACCGUCGUUUUAUCAGAAGAACUUGUGGACGAGUUUAAGGAACUGUUGUCGAGAAAUGAUGAAGAAACGGCGAAGCAACCGGACUCUGAGGAGGAAGAAAUUCAAGUUCUGGAACCACCACCCAAAGUGCCUCCGUUGUGCAUAGACUUAGACUUGGACGAUAAACCAGCUUCGCCAACUCCUAGUACUUCUCCAGACGCCAACAGUUCUCUUCCUGUCAAACCAACUGAAAGGGGAUCUAUCUCCGAUCGCAAUGAUAAUACAGCUGAUUUUGUUGAACGCGAACUUGAUUCUCAGCUAUCUGCGGCUUCAAGACCAGCUGCUGCAUUGACCCCUGAUGCUGCCCGCGUUCCGGAAGCGUUGCUGACGAAUCCUACUCCAGAUGUUCCCCGCAUUCCGGAAGCGUUGCUGCUUCCGACUCCUGUAGCUGAAGCGACCACAACGAGUCAAGUGCCUUGCCCAGUCCCUCUCUCACAUAAUACUUCGAUUCCUACGAUGACUGUGACACUACAACCGUCACCACCAAAAGAGCCCAGCACUGCCUCAACGAGUACCGUUCCGUCUAUAAUCACUACUGUUUCGGCAGGAAAGAAAAGUUUCUUGGAGAAAAGCAAAAGCCAUAGGAAGAAGGAAAGAAGAGAAAAACAGGCAAACGAGCAAAGUACUGAAAGGGAAAAAGGGAAAGCAAAGAAACAGAAAAAGAAAGAUAGGAAAAAGAGUCCAACAAAACCGAGGAAAGAAAAGACUAGAUUGGAGACCGAUUCGACAUCAACGCAAAAUGCUUCUAAUAAAAAAGCAGAAGUCGUGGAUUUGGACAAUUCGGACAAUGCGACAUCGGCAGUGGAUCGAGCUGGGACAUCGAACCAAUUUGUUGAUUCGGCCGGUGGAAAAAGUGCGCUUAAUUUUCUGUUGACAGAUCUGCAAAUCGAAGAACAGCAAGGCAAAGAUCGUAUUGCACUGAUCGACCGUACUAUUGAAGAGUUGCAGUUGGAGCGUAAAGCUCUAACGGACAAAGUUCUUGCACUUAAGCAACAACAAUUCGAUCUUUUACGAUCUGCCAUGUCAUCCAGCUCUUUUGGUAAUGAUACUGUACCUCGCCCCUUGGAGUCUGUUCCUGCACCAGUCGAGACUCCUGUUACUAUGGAGUCCGCUGACCAAAAGGACGAAGAGAUCCCCGAAGUCGCCAGUGAAGAAGCCUCACCCGUCCAGCCGGUUCCUCCUGCAGCCUCCACACAGUUACUCAGUCUAAUGCAUCAGCUGGAAGAGAAUGGGGUGCAAGUAGCACUUGGUGAUAUGGAGGCUGUCCCCUCAGAUUCCGUUACUCCGACUUCGAUUGGAACUAAACGGAAGCGGAUACCCAGCGAUGACUCCAAACAACAGAAGAAAAAGGGCACGCCAACCAAUUCUCCGUUACACAGUACUGCUGAUAUCCCACCUGUGGAAAAGCCUGGUCAAGUGCAAACAAACGAAGCUGUUGCCCAGCCUAUGCAAUUUACUCCAGCUCUUCCACAGACUUUGUCAAUAAGUCAAAUUAACCAGAUCACUUCGACGAUUUCUUCCGUUAUUGCGCAAUCAGUGGAAACAAUCAGUUGUACGAAGAAGACGCCGACGCCCGUCAUCCUUCCCAAUCAGUCUAAAAAAGCCACAUCUCCGUCCGAAUCGUCACUUGCUGCAGAGUCUCACAAUCAGUCAAAAGAGAUUCCAGCAGCUAAAUCUCAAAGUGUUUCUUCAUCGCCUAAAGUACCGGAGCCUAAAGUACCGGAUCCUAAACCUGCAGAGCCUAAAGCCGUUGAGCCUAAAGCCGUAGAGCCGAAAAAGUCAGCUACUGUUGCAGAAAAAGCAAAAGUUGUUACUCCAAAGAAUGUUGUGAAUGCUUCCAAAACGACAGAAAAGUCAGCGGAAGUCACUACUUCACGGCCGAAUGAAAAUGUGCGCACUUAUUCAAAGCGGGACGAAGCAAGCAGUAAAAACACUACCCCAAAACCUUGUCCUCCAGUCAAUCCUCAAGUCUCUGGAGCAGCUGGUAGAUUAUCGGCUCGAACAACUGAACCUAGCCAGGGGAAAGAUGCCGCUGCUACUGCAACACCCUCAGUUUCAACGCAAAAAUCUACCAGUUCCUCCACUACUGCCAAACAGACAACACCAGCGACUACCACAACAGCCCCUCGAACGAAUUCAUCUAAUCCGAUUCUAUUGAGGUCGCACGAAUCGUCGGUGAGGUGCGUGUACAUCUGUGGGCCGUGCGCAUUCACGGCUUCAGAAGAUGGGACGGUGCACAUUUACGAUUUAAAUACAAAUGCGCUCGCCAUGCGGAUAUUGGGUCACACCAAGCCGGUUACUUGGUUGUACGGAGUCGCAUUGAACACGUCGGGUGAGGUGAUGAAGUCGAUCAAGUCCACUACUGACUAUCUCAACCACUUGACGCUCAUCACGGGCAGUGAAGACGCACACAUUCGACAGUUUGCAUUAGACAGUGGCUCCUUAAUCCACGAAAGAUUUUGUAAACAUGCUUUGACGUGUGCAGUGGGCCACAAAUUUAUCACAAAGCUCUAUGUGGGCACUACGGAAGGAACCAUCUUCACUUAUAAUCCCAAAAUCAAUAGUAUCCGGAUAAACAAGUUUAAAGCGAAUGGUGAAGUCAUUUGUAUGAAGAUACUAAACGUUCGGGGAAAAAGAGCAAUCAUUGUGGCAGCGAGGCGAAUGGACCCCGUUGUUUAUGACUUGGAUACGGAAGAUGCUCUCUUCACAUUGACCUCAAACAUUCCGAGCAGUUCUUUUUACUGUAUGUCAAGUACCUCGCACUUUGUGUUCUGCUGCGACGCCAACAAGAACCUCUUUAAAUUCGACACAAAUAGUGAUAAUAUGUAUAUCACGGAAACUCUUCCCUCUGCGGCUGUGAGUUCGUCCUUUGAAGGGAACCGAUAUCUCAUCCUUGGCUGUAUGGAUGGAGUUAUUCGAGUAAUAGAUACAUUGCAUAAGCCGUCUCGAAUUAUCACUUUACCAGGGCAGGCCUUGAAGACAAUCACAUGUAUGAAAAUCGUCAAUGGCAAGAUGGUUGGGGGAUCACUCAACGGUGAAGUUGCUUAUUGUCAGCUUCCUAAUUUAGAGGCUUUGUGUAAAGUCAAUGGCUAAUAUGAAGAUAUGUUCUCUGUGUGAAACUUUUCUACUUUUUAAGUAGGCUUUGAAAGAAUACUACAAUGAUUUCGUUUCAUGGUACUGAUUUUGUUAUAAUUCCAAUGACAAAAACGCAGAAAUAAUGAUGUGAAAAAUACACUGGCGUAAUGCUCAGAAUUCAUA